CGGAGCCCCGAGAGCGGCGGGAGGAACAGGCCCGAACCGGAGCCCCGAGAGCGGCGGGAGGAACAGGCCCGAACCGGAGCCCCGAGAGCGGCGGGAGGAACAGGCCCGAACCGGAGCCCCGAGAGCGGCGGGAGGAACAGGCCCGAACCGGAGCCCCGAGAGCGGCGGGAGGAACAGGCCCGACCCGGAGCCCCCGAGAGCGGCGGGAGGAACAGGUUCAUCCUGGGCCCCGACAACGGGCGGCGGCCGAGGCCGUGCCUGGAGACCGGUUCGAUGGGGAAGAAAACGCGAAUCAACCUGCAGCAGAGCCGGCGGCGGCCCAUCCUGCAGCUGGAGUCCGGCCACAAGAAGGAGGACCGCGGCUCGGGCUCGGGCUCGGACGAUGAGCAAGAAGAUGGGUCAGAACAAUCAUUUGUUAACUCGAGUUCAAACAAUGCAAAUAACGGGACAGCAAAAGAUACUGCGGUCCGGACCACAGGUGGUUUGGUCUUGCUUGGAGCUUACACGGACAGUGACGAUGAGGACAGUGCUGAUACCGAGCCACAGGAGGUGGAGCCACGGCCCAGUAAGCCUGCAGACAUCGACAGCACGUUGGCAAACUUCAUGGCGGAGAUUGAUGCAAUUACAGCACCUCUGCCCGUUUCUGAGUCGGCUGCUUCCACUGAGGCACCAGCCCCGGCACCCACACCUCCACGGCCAGAACCAAAACCUUUACUGAAUGCUCAGAAAGCUACAAACAACCAUGUUGACAGUGAAGUGAAUGCCAUGGUGGUGAGCGGUAAUAUGGCAGCUGAUUGGCACUACGAUACACAGUAUUCGCUGGCUGGAGUUAACGUGGAGAUGGGUGACUGGCAGGAGGUGUGGGAUGAGAACACAGGCUGUUACUACUACUGGAACAUUCAAACCAAUGAAGUGACAUGGGAACUACCCCAGUACCUGGCCACUCAGCUUCAAGGACUCCAUUACCAGGGCAGCUCCAUGGUCCUGUCUGCUGGUGAAGUGGAGAGCAGUUACCAACACGUGGGUGUCUAUCACCAUGACCAAACUCUGGCAAAGCCUGAUGGCAGAAACCUGAAGAAGAAGGAAGUUAACGAAAGUGUGUUUGCACUGACCGGUGAGAAGGAGGAACGGUCGGGCGUCGCUGCAUCUUUGCUGGCUCCACUCAUCCCCGAGGAGGUGAAGAAAGCCGAGGAAAAGUGGCGGAAGAAAUUGAUCUGCCAGGAGGGACCCCAGCAGCAGCAGCAGCAGCAGGAGGAGGAGGAGGAGGAGGAGGAGGAGAAUGCUGGUGGGGACACUGUGCACGUGGAGGAAGCCCCUCAGGACGAUCGGCAGAGCUCGAACCUUUCCCAGGAGAGUGUGGAGGAUGAAGAGGGGGUGGAGAAAGAGGAGGAGGAGUAUACGCGGGAGCUGGAGCUGGUGCUGGAGAGAAAGAAGGCAGAGCUGCGUGCACUGGAGGAGGGUGACGCCAGUGGGUCGAGUCCACGGUCUGACUGCAGCCAGGUUACGCAGCAGGAUGGGCAGAUGUCUGAGAGCAGUAAACAUGUCCACAGGAAAGGGAAAUGGCAGGCGCUUGCUCGCACCUUCAGUCCUGACUCUGCUGGCCGUGUUUUAAAUAACCCGGAAAAGGACACUGCCCUGGAGGGAGUGCAGCCUGCAGAACCUGCUCCUGAAAAACCAAGCAUUGAUCCUGAAGGAGGUGACGUGGACCUUGAAGGGUCAGCAGAAAAGGCAGUGGCUGCACCGAAACCACCUCCAGAAGAAGAGGACGAUGAGAGUGAACUGAAGUUUCAGAUUGCUGAACUGGCAAACACUCUCUCCAGUAAACUGGAAUUCCUGGGAAUUAGCAGACAGUCUAUCUCCAACUUUCACUUCCUGCUGCUCCAGAUCGAGACUCGAAUAUCAGACUGGCGAGAAGGGGCACUGAAUGGCCAAUAUCUCAAACGUAAACUGCAGGAAGCUGAUUUACAGAUUAAACACUAUGAAUCUAAUGCAUCCCCAAAAGGCUGGUCCUGCCAUUGGGACAGGGAGCACCGGCGCUAUUUCUAUCUCAAUGAACAGACGGGCCAAUCUCAGUGGGAGUUCCCAGACGUGGACGAGGAGGAGGAGGCAGCCGAGUGCGCUUCGAGGCUGGCUGUUGGCAAAAACAUGCUCAGCGCCCCAGUGAGAGAAGCUGCAGGUGCGACUGGUGCCCCUGCAGAUCCCACGCACGCGGAGCUGUCCGCCGGCCAAGCUUCUGCAGGAGCCGCCCCCCAGCCGCCCCUCCCCCCUCUUCCCCCUCAACCCCCCCUCCCCUUGGAUCUCCCUCCCCCACCCCCACCCCCGCCCUCCUCCCCUCCACCCCCGCCCCCCCCUCCUCCCCCUCCCAGUGAUGACGGAGACAUCCAAGAAGUGGAGAUGGAAGUCGAGAGCAAGGAGCCGCCGGCGCCAGGAACGGAGGAAGAUUGCUUGGAAAGACCCCUUCUCCCCAUCGUCCCAGUUACAACCGUCCAACCUCCAGUGGUGAAAACGGUUAACCCUGUCUCGAGCACGCCUUCGAAUCCACCGGCCCCAGGUCCGGCAGCCAAACCCGUCAAGAGGAAAGCGGCUGUGCUGACUUCCACUGCGAUGCCGCGCACCGUCACCAUCGGGAGCAGUCCUGUCCUCUACAGUCAGUCGGCCAUGGUCGCAGCUGCAGGUCCGCAGAUGCUGGCCACGAUGAUGUCCGUCCCUCCCGUGCACCAGGCCGUGCCUGCCCCGAGGCCCCUUCUACUACCCCGGCCGGCCCACGUGGUGCAGAUACCACACCCCAUGCCGCAACACCAGAUACCAAUCGCGCAAGUUAUUCCGCAGCCCCCGCACGUGCCAGAGGUACUCCCGGCUGCUGCAGUGGCUCAAGCAACGGAGAAGAGCAGGAAGGUGAAGAAAGACAAGAAUAAGAAGAGCAAAACGAAGAUGCCAUCAUUGGUGAAAAAGUGGCAGAGCAUUCAACGGGAGCUGGACGAGGAUGAGCACUCGAGCUCCAGUGAAGACGAGCAGAGAGCAAUUCUGGCGCACAAGCGGAUUGAGGAGUGGAAGCAGCAGCAGCUGAUCAGUGGUCAAGCUGAGAAAAACGCCAACUUUGAAGCACUGCCAGAAGACUGGCGGGAGAGACUGAAGCGGAGGAAAAUGACCUCAAACUCCUAACACUCUGAGUUUUAUACUGUGUAAACUAUUUUUCUACCUUUAUACAGAACUGUUUAUAUUUGUGUAAAUCACUGUGACUGAGUUAGAUAGUGGGUCUGUGAGCAGUUUGGUGCAUGAGCAUAUUUGGUGGAUUGUAUACUGCUUUCAAUUUUCUAGUAUUGAGCUAUGAAAAAUUUCCAUGUAAUAAAAUGAUGUGCAUCCAGGUUGUGAACUAAUGGUGCCCAUUUGCAGUUUCAUAUGUGCUGUACAUUUGUAUAUAACAAUAAACUGGUUUUUUUU
Molecule: messenger RNA, 3441 nt
Organism: Pristis pectinata (smalltooth sawfish)
Lineage: Eukaryota; Metazoa; Chordata; Chondrichthyes; Rhinopristiformes; Pristidae
Gene: fnbp4
Product: formin binding protein 4
Molecular function (GO): protein binding
Source: RefSeq, a predicted model, not a curated record